UUCUUGCUUGUUCAGAAACGGUGUUGAUCUGGACGCAUUUGGUACUCGUAGUCUAAUAAGCUGCACAUUCCGAGCGGAUUCCAGAGUCUGUACUUGUAACGUUAACCUAUAUUGCCUGUUUCAGAACACUUCUAUAUCUUCAAAGAAAUUAACCAUAACCUGCAGAGAAAUCUUGUGCUCCCAUCUCCCAUCUGUUACAACAAUGUCCGACAUCCAUACCAUUAAGGUCAGCAUUCGGAAACCAGCUGGUGUUCUCCUGGUCCUGUCGGCUGUGGAAAUCGCUCUCGGGAUUGUGGCAAUUCCCGCCAAUGUUUACAAUCUCCUGUUCGGUUGGCUGAACACUCCCGGACAUUAUCCGAUUCUCCAGCUGGUUCUGCUGACCUUUAGCUUGGCGCUAAGCGCGUGGCUGCUGGUGGUUGGCGCGUCCGGUCUCGUGUACAGCGGACGUUUGCGAGCUCUCCGGCCCGGCUUUAAGAUUGGCAGCCUAUCCAACAACCUGAUCAUCCUGAUUCUCGUGCAUGCCUUGUACCUGGCUCUACUCUUCAUCUUCUGGUACUUUAUGCUGGCUGAACGGAUCCACGCCAAACAGCUUCUGCGCACCAUGCACGCUGUCACGGCCACGUUCUACGUCCUGGAGGCUGACGUCAGCGGAUCACUGAACAUGGGAGCACUGUUGCUGCUGAUGAUCGCUACGAUUGUCGUUAUGGUGGUGGCGCGCUGCUACUGCGGUACCAUCUUGUCGGCGUUCGAUGACAUCCUGCGGUGUGAGCGUGAACAGCAGCAGAUAAAGCUAAUCAACGCUCCACCAUUGUAUUCCGCGGUGCCCCAAGAACCGGCUGAGGAUAAGGUUUAAGCAUCUGACCGGCAGAAAUCAAUAAUAACGCGGUGGACGACGUAGCUCUUCUGAUCAGUCACGCAGAAACACUAACUACAAGACAGUAUAAGGAUGCCACAUCAUUUACCGGCAAUUUUGGCGCUAAUGGCGUAACAGUUUACCUCAUUGAUUUGACUGCACUUGGCUUUCUCAUUUCUGCAACAAGGGAUAUCUGCUUGCUUAAAACAUGAAAAACUGUAUUUAUGGUCAUUGCCAUUGUCAUUGAAUUUCUUUGCAACCAGGGUUUCGUUUCCGUGAAUCGAUUUCAUAUGUGUCGAUGUUCCUAAAGGAUAAGUGAAACAUAUGUUCAAUUCUUCUUUAAACUG
This is a messenger RNA of Paramacrobiotus metropolitanus, 1200 nucleotides long. RefSeq lists its product as uncharacterized. The coding region runs from base 203 to 853 and encodes 216 amino acids. The record is from RefSeq and is a predicted model, not a curated record. NCBI's taxonomy places the organism in Eukaryota, Metazoa, Tardigrada, Eutardigrada, Parachela, Macrobiotidae. The transcript is spliced from 2 exons.